This is a messenger RNA of Colletotrichum phormii, 1684 nucleotides long. Its product is annotated as anthranilate phosphoribosyltransferase. The record is from RefSeq and is a predicted model, not a curated record. The transcript has a single exon. Gene Ontology annotation, molecular function: anthranilate phosphoribosyltransferase activity. Gene Ontology annotation, cellular component: cytosol. Bases 319 to 1566 code for a protein of 415 amino acids. Gene Ontology annotation, biological process: L-tryptophan biosynthetic process. NCBI's taxonomy places the organism in Eukaryota, Fungi, Ascomycota, Sordariomycetes, Glomerellales, Glomerellaceae.
CUCUAAGUUAGGCAAUAAUUGACCAAUCAGCUGUGGGCCGCAACCUCUUUCGCUCACUUGGCCAGUACGUACUGCCGUACCGCUUCAGAUAGCGGAUUGCUCACAUUGACUUCUCACAUUGAACAACCUCUCAUUGUCCAAGGACCUCUUGACUCACAUCACAUCUCAUUCCUCUCAGUGACCCAAUUCAUAAGCAAAACACCCCUAUGCCGGUCAAUUGAUUGUUAUCUGAUUUUACCACAGCAAUUGUUCAUCAUCUCCUCUCAUCACUAAAAACUCCAACAAAAAGAACAGCCAAAAAAAAAAAAACACCCCGCCAUGGCCUCACAACCUCCGGUCGCGGGGUCCGACGCCGCCCUCCCGCUCAUCGACAUCAAACCGCUGCUCAAGAAACUCUGGCCCGUCCCGGACGCCGGCCUCGCCGUGAGCGCCGACGAGAUCGCCGAGGCCAUCUCCCACUUCUUCACCCACCAGGUCUCCGACACCCAGGCCGCCUCCCUCCUCAUCGCCCUGCACUUUACCAACCUCGACCGCCGCGCCGACGUAAUGGCCCGCUCCGCGCACUACAUGCGCUGCGCCGCCGCCAAAGUCGACUUUGAUGACCUGACCAAGGUCGUCCAGCAAAAGGCCCUCGGCGCGGGAACCUACGCCGGCGGGCUAUGCGACAUCGUCGGCACGGGAGGUGACGCCCACAACACCUUCAACAUCAGCACCACCGCCUCCAUCCUCGCCUCUUCUCUUCUUCUGGUCGCCAAGCACGGCAACCGCGCCAGCACCUCCAAAUCCGGCUCCGCGGACCUGGUCAACAACAUGCAACCGCGCCCGCCCGUCCUUAUGGCCGUCACCCCGGCCACAAUGUCAAAAGUCUACGCCGCCACAAACUACGGCUUCCUCUUCGCCCCCGUCUUCCACCCGGGCAUGCGCUACGUCGCGCCUAUCCGCAAAGAGCUCCCAUGGAGGACAAUCUUCAACCUCCUCGGGCCCCUAGCGAACCCCGUCGAGGAUAUCCUCGAGGCCCGCGUCAUCGGCGUAGCGAGAAAGGAGCUCGGCCCCGUGUUCCUCGAGGCCCUCAAGAUUAGCGGCUCGAAAAAGGCAAUGAUUAUCUGCGGUGAGGAGGAGCUGGACGAAGUCAGCUGCGCCGGGCCGACGCUGGUCUGGAGGCUGAGCGAGGCGGCGGGCGGGGAGGUCGUGGCGGAUCACUUCAAGGUGCAGCCGAGUGAUUUCGGUCUGGGCACGCACCCUCUCAACACCGUGUCCCCCGGUAAAGAGCCGGCUGAGAAUGCCGAGAUUCUGAGGAGGAUACUGGAGGGCGAGAUGGCGGAUGACGAUCCCAUUCUCGAGUUCGUUCUGAUGAACGCCGCGACGCUGUUUGUGACGUCGGGUAUCUGCGAGGCCGAGACGAGCAACAUGGGUCCCGGUGAUGACGGCCAGGUGAUUACCGAAAGGGGACCUGGUGGAGGACGCUGGAAGGAGGGUGUGCGGAGGGCGCGCUGGGCUGUCAAGAGCGGCGAGGCCUGGAAGCAGUGGAGUGCAUUCGUCGACGUUACAAAUAGCUUCAGUCAGUAGAGCGUGUGUAACUUGAGGGUACCGUACUAUGAAAACCCCGGCAAGGGGAAUAGGGGUCAGCAGAGACCAAAGAAAGCAAGGCAUGGAAUACCACGGCCUCAACACGAAACGCAUCACG